AUGGCAUCUGAGCAGAGCUACGACUUUAUCGUUGUCGGAAGUGGCCCAGCUGGGUGCGCGGUGGCCUCGCAAUUGGCGCAAUCAGCCAAGAAACCGAGCGUGCUCCUGCUGGAAGCCGGUGGUCCUAAUGACGACAAUUCACUACGCGUUGAUGGCAAGCGCUGGCAAACAUUCACGCAAGAAGGCAUGAAUUGGGGGUACAAGACAGUGGCCCAAAAGCACUUGAACGGGCGAGAAUUGGACUACUCUCGUGGAAAGGGUCUCGGAGGUAGCUCUGCCAUCAACUUCGGAGUGUACGCAGUCGGAGCCCGCGACGACUAUGAUGAAUGGGCAUCGGUCGUCGGCGAUGACACUUUUUCUUGGAAGAACAUCCAAACCCGGUUCAAGAAACUCGAGACCUUCAAUGGGACCUUUGAUGUCGCCGAGAACCAGAAAUAUGCCAGUCCCAAGGCCAGUGAUCACGGCACCGAGGGAGUCCUCGGUGUUGGAUAUGCGAAGGAAUGGGACCAGGAUCUGCCUUUGGUGCUGGAUGCCUUUGAACAGGCUGGCUUCCCUAAAAAUGAGGACCACAACUCGGGCAAUCCGAUUGGAAUGGGUCUUUGCAUCAACUCUUGUCGCAAUGGUGUGAGAAGCACUGCCGCCGAUCUGCUUCUCGGCCACACGAACCUAGUCAUCGUCACCAACAGCCCAGUGUCGCGCGUUAUCAUGAAAGGCAAGAGAGCUGUUGGCGUUGAGGCCAACGGUCAGCAAUACCACGCAAGCAAGGAAAUAAUCAUCUCCGCCGGAUCCCUCGACACACCCAAGAUCCUGAUGCACUCAGGAAUCGGCCCAGCAGACCAGCUGUCGAAAUUCAACAUCCCCGUAAUCCACGACUCCCCAGCCGUCGGCCAAGGCCUCCGUGACCACAUCUUCGCCCCAGUAAUCGUAACACGGAACCCAGCAACCAACGACCGCAAUGCCUUCUUCAAAGACACCGGCGCCAUGUCCGCAGCGACAACCCAAUGGCAAAAAGACAAUACAGGCCCCUGGGCACGCUACAACUGCCAAAUCUGCAUCGGUUGGCUCAAAUCCGACAAUCUAACAUCCCUUCCAGAGUUCAAAGCUCUCCCGCCAUCAGUCCAGGAGUUCAUGAACCGCGAGACAAUUCCACAUUACGAGAUGAUCAAUUUCCCAAUCCACAACGCCUACCCAGACAUGUUCCAAGACUACAGCUACCUCUGUCUAGCAGUGAUGAUGAUGAACGAACAAUCCAUCGGCGAAGUCCGUCUCCAAUCAUCCAACCCGUCAGAGCCGCUCCUCUUCGACCCGAAGUUCCUGGAACAUCCCUUCGACCGAAAAGCUAGUAUAGUGAUCUACAAACACCUAAUGGAAGUAGUGAAUCACCCCUCGUUCGCAAAAGAUACCGUUUCGACAAUGCUAGGCGCUGCGUCGGAUUCGGAUGAGGACAUCCUCGAGUUCUGGCGGAAUAAUAUCUCUUCGACGUGGCACAUGACUGGAACUGCGAAGAUGGGCAAGGUCGGGGAUGCUGAUGCGGUCGUCGAUCAUCGGUUUAGGGUUAUUGGGGUUGACGGGUUGAGAGUGGCGGAUAUGAGCUGUGUGCCUGUUUUGACAAAUAAUCAUACGCAGGCUACGGCUUAUGUGACUGGGGCCACGGCUGCGGAUGUGUUGUUGGAGGAGUAUGGCCUUGCUGAGAUUACCAAGUAG
Molecule: messenger RNA, 1704 nt
Organism: Penicillium atrosanguineum
Lineage: Eukaryota; Fungi; Ascomycota; Eurotiomycetes; Eurotiales; Aspergillaceae
Product: GMC family oxidoreductase
Exons: 3
Coding region: 1-1704 (567 amino acids)
Molecular function (GO): oxidoreductase activity, acting on CH-OH group of donors; flavin adenine dinucleotide binding
Source: RefSeq, a predicted model, not a curated record